Molecule: messenger RNA, 3713 nt
Organism: Acyrthosiphon pisum (pea aphid)
Lineage: Eukaryota; Metazoa; Arthropoda; Insecta; Hemiptera; Aphididae
Product: alpha-2Db adrenergic receptor-like
Biological process (GO): G protein-coupled receptor signaling pathway
Cellular component (GO): plasma membrane
Molecular function (GO): G protein-coupled receptor activity
Source: RefSeq, a predicted model, not a curated record
UUCUUGCCGCGCGGAGCGUAUAACGCGUACAGUAGUAGUUAUGGUAUUAGUUCGCGUUCAGCCGAACAGCCGUGCGGUAGUGUGCGCCUCGCCGUCGCCGUCGUCGCCGCAGCCACGGUCGUCCAAGUCGAAUCGGAAGUCGACUUCCGUACCAUAGUACGGCGACCGUCCGUAGUAAUAUAAUAAUUAUUGUGCGCGAGUGCAGUCCCAUACGGCAUAUUAUUUAUGUCUCGAUAGGUUGAUGAUCAUCGCACCUAUACCGUAACCGCGGUUUCGUUCACUCGUCGCACACACUCCGUGCCCGUCCGUUGGACCGUGGUUCUCCGAUAAAAUAUAUGUCACAGGGGCGAGUGUACCCGACAGUGUGAUUUUUGUCGUAUAUAUUAUAAUAUAUUGUUUUAUUGUACGUCGUGCAAAGCGAUAACAGUAAUAUUAUGCGUGUGAUCCUUCGUCGAACGUCCGUAUCACAACAUUGAACGCCGUCUGUGAUAACAGUAAAAACAACAGCGAUAAUAACAGCGAAAAUAAAACUGACAGUAACAACGAUAACGGCGAUAAUAAUACGAUGCCGGCCGUUCGCCGCCACGGUCGUGGCGUCCACCGCCGUCCGGUCCGGUACCGUCGUCCGGUGGUAGCCAUAGACGUGGCCACGGAGGUAACGUCAUCAGCUAUCGGUGCAGGAAGAGUUAUAGUAGCAGCAGCAGGAGGAGCAAGAGGAGCAGGAGGAGGUACUGUGGAUAUGCUCUGCUCUGCGAUCGUGUUCGGCCCGAUCGCUGUGUGACUUGCGUGUUCACCUGCAGUGACGAUUCGACUGAUUACACACACAUACCCACACACCCACACUAAAAUCGUCACUCGUAUCGAAGGCCGAGCGUCGAUUGCUCGGCACCACAAAGAGACCAUCCAGAUUUGAAAACGCAAACGGGUCAUGAGUUUUGUUUGGUGGAAGGAUUUCCGGAGAAAGAGACCCCCGGCGGGCCAGCAGACGUGGAGGAAAUUUGACUAUUGGCGACUUGCUACCGUCGACAAUAUAGUCUACCAACGGGUGAUGUCCUCUGCAAUGACCACCUAAAGCCUAUCACCAUCCUCUCCCUCCACCCACGCCUUCGCCGGCCAUCACAUUGAUAUAAUCUAAUUUCUUUUUGGUCAAAUUGAUCCACUGCCACGGUUGCCAUAAUGGAAUCGCUAGACGUGGCCGAAAACCUAUCCAGCCUGUCAGGCAUGGUGUUCAAAAUCGACCAGAACGAGUUCGGGCUCCUGGUGGACCAGAACGGCACGGGUUACCUAAACGACACCAACGUGACGAUGGACCCGAACCGAACGUAUUAUAUUUUCGAGUCUGUUUACCCGUCAACGUACUCGAUACCGGAAAUAGUCGUCGCUUCCGUCGUGGUAAUCAUGCUCAUGAUCGUCGUCGUCGUAGGCAACAUGCUGGUCAUCAUUGCCAUCGUGACGGAGAAGGCGCUGAAAAACGUGCAGAACUGGUUUAUCGCCAGCCUGGCCGUGGCCGACUUCUUCCUGGGCAUAAUCGUCAUGCCAUUCUCGUUGGCCAACGAGCUGAUGGGCUAUUGGAUAUUCGGCGAUUGGUGGUGUGACAUACACGCCGCGCUCGACGUGCUACUGUGCACCGCGUCCAUCAUGAACUUGUGUCUGAUAGCCCUGGACAGGUACUGGUCCAUCACGCAGGCCGUCGACUAUUUGAAGAAACGCACGCCAGCCCGGGCAAUGGUCAUGAUCGGUUUCGUGUGGAUAUUCAGUGGCGUCAUUUGCAUACCACCUCUGCUCGGCUGGAAGGUCAAGAGGGUGCCCGAACGAUAUCCAAAAUGCCAGCUGAGCGAGGACUUGGGCUACCGGAUAUACUCGGCGCUCGGUUCAUUCUACAUACCGUCGUGCAUCAUGGUAUUUGUGUACAUCCGGAUAUAUUUUGCGGCCAAGGCGCGGGCGCGGCGGGGCAUCCGGAAACCGCCGUCAAAGCCGAAGAAGGGGGCCGCGAAGGCUGCGAAGGCGGCGGCAGCAGCCGCGGCGGCCACGCAGAGCCCGUCCACCGUGUCACAGACGACCAGCUUCAUAACGCGGCCUUUGCCGGCUGGCGUGCCGCUGACCGCUUUCGAUCGCCGCCGGGCCACGCCGGUCAACACCACGCUACCGGUAAUCGCCUGCGACUACGCCAGCGACGCGAGCACCAGUGACGUGAGCAAGGAUGGCGACAAGGACACGCUCAAAGUGUUCACCACGCAGGGCAGCCGCCGGCUGACAGUGAACGGCGACCUGGGUGGUGGAGGUGGCCGGUGCCGGGCGUCCAGCGUGGCCGUGGACACGGACAUGGUCAGCGAGCUGGAACCGUCGUCGUCCGACUCGGGCAACGUGCAAAAGUGUGGCGCCGUCAAGCCGGUCAAGUCGCGGCUGUGCAAGCCGAUAUUCGGAGUCGGCCGUAAGUCGACCAAGGCGGCGUCGGCCAAGGCCAAGCGGGACAUACUGGACACGGGCAAGGUGUCCAUGGCGUGCCGUGGCGGCGGGGGUGGUGGUGACGGUCACCAUGAGUACGGCGUCUCGAACGCGUCGCACUGCGGCACACCCGUGGACCCGGUGCCGUGCCUGCCACGGCCCAAGCCACGUGACCCGGAGCGUGAGAAGCGGCGCAUCGCCCGGAAGAAGGAGAAGCGCGCCACGCUCAUUCUCGGCCUAAUCAUGGGCUCGUUCAUCGCCUGUUGGCUUCCGUUCUUCUUCAUGUACAUACUGACGCCACUGUGUCCGGUGUGCUACAUACCGCCGCAGGCCUUCGCCAUUGCCUUCUGGCUGGGCUACAUGAACUCGGCCAUCAACCCGGUCAUCUACACGAUAUUCAACAAGGACUUCCGGCGCAGCUUCCGGCGCGUGCUGUUUAAAUGAUGAAAGCCCCGCGCCUCCGACCCGGACGACCGGAAGAGCUCCCCGCCGCACUCGUACAACUGGUCCUCGUCCGCCCAGCCAUCCUACGACACAUCGUCCUCCAUCGACUUCUCUUCUUUUACUUGUUCUUCGUAUCCUUCAUAUUCUCGUUCUUGUUCUCUCAUCAUAAUCAACAUCAUCAUCAUCAUUAUUAUUAUUACCUACUAUUGUUGUUAUAACUGUUAUCAUCGUUAUUAUUAUUUCUCAUUGUAUUAUAUUAUUAUAUACGGACGUGGUGAAAUACAGUCUGUCCGCGGAAAACUUAUCUUCUCGCCCCCACUAACCUCAGGCACGUACGGGACGUAAACGCGCAGAUCGAAUACAAAAAGUGAAUUGUGCACCCGGCGUAAUAAAAUUACAACUAUAACCAUCAAAUAUAUGAAUAGCGAAUCAGUAAACUUUUCUUUAAUUCCACCGUGGGGUUCAUAAAACUAUAUUAUAAAAAAAAAUAUACAUAUUUUUUUUUUUUUUUAAUGCUGUUACAACUACACUCGACAUUUCAACCACAGGCAGAUUUCACACCAACUCCAAAUGAACACAGUACCUACAUACUCAUAAAGGUAGACAUAUAUAAUAUAUGCUUAUGCGUGUAAAACGUAGACGGUAUUCAAUAUUUGGUAUUAUAAGUAACGGUUCCGUAAUCGAAAAGUCAAAAUUGGGUUCCUGGAUUACGGUGUGGAAAUCUCUUUAUAUGAAAUGUAUUGAUAUAAGAUCAACAAUAAAAACAUACACGUUCUUAAACUUUUUUUUCCAUUAUAUGAAUAAUAUUAAAAUUGAAUGUCUAA